GGGAGCUCGCAGCCGGUGGCGGCGGCGGCGACAUCGGCGACCGGGGGAUCGAGCUGGAGGGACCUGGGGAGCGUGUCGAGACCUCUAGCUCUAGCGUGAGGGACCCCACGCCAGGAUGCCUGGGGAGCAGAUGGACCCUACUGGAAGUCAGUUGGAUUCGGAUUUCUCUCAGCAAGAUACUCCUUGCCUGAUAAUUGAAGAUUCUCAGCCUGAAAGCCAGGUUCUAGAAGAUGAUUCUGGUUCUCACUUCAGUGUGCUUUCCCGACACCUUCCGAAUCUACAGCUGCACAGAGAAAACCCUGUAUUGGAUGCUGUGUCCAAUCCUGAACAGACAACUGAACAGGGAGACCGGAAUAGUGGGUUCAGUGAACAUUUGAAGGAAAACAAGGCUGCAGACCCUAUGGAUUCUUCUCAUUUGGAUACAUGUAGUUCCAUCAGUCAGGUCAUUGACCGGUUACCUCAGCCAAACAGGACAAGCAGUGUCCUGGGAAUGUCCCUGGGAUCUGUUCCUGUUGCGGGGGAAGAGAAGGAAGAGUCAGCAGAGCAGGAGCAAGAGGGAGUGGAAGAAGACACUUCAGAGGAUACCACACACUCCCUGGGUGCUGAAGAUCCUGCCUCAUCACAGCUGGGCUUUGGGGUCCUAGAACUCUCUCAGAGUCAGGAUGUUGAAGAACAUAUUGUGCCAUAUGAAGUAGACAAAGAACACCUACAGUUAAUAACCACCACCUCUGGUUAUACCAGGGUGUCCGAUGUGGAUGCAGAUACUGCAGUUAAGCAUGAAGAACAGUGCAGUGAAGAUGUCCCUGUGACACCACAGCCAAGUAAAGCUGUGCGUGUGGUAGAAGAGCCAAGCCCAGCACUGGGAAGGUCAGAAGACCUGCCUUCUGGUUCCAAAGUGUCUCAUGCUGCUAUGGAAACAAAAGAACAGACAUCUGUUCAAGAACUUCUGGAAGGUGAAUUACAGAUUCAGAAAUCACCAGAGCCUGAGGUUUUGUCAACUCAGGAAGACUUGUUUGACCAGAGCAAUAAAACAGUAGCUUCUGAUGGUUGCUGUACUCCUUCAAAGGAGGAAGGUGGAUGUUCUCUGACUUCCACACCUGCUACCACUCUGCAUGUCCUGCAGCUCUCUGGCCAGAGAUCCCUUGUGCAGGAGAGUCUGUCCACGAAUUCCUCAGAUCUUGUUGCUCCUUCCCCUGAUGCUUUCCGAUCUACCCCUUUUAUCGUUCCUAGCAGUCCCACAGAGCAAGAAGGGAGAAAAGAUGAGCCAGUGGAUAUGUCAGUCCUGUCUGAGGGAGUGGGGGAGCCUUUUCAGAAGAGACUCCAAGUCAGCGAUCCAGUGCAGGUAGAAAACACGCCGCUUCCACCUGCGGGUGCCGUGUCCCCGCAAGCCUUGACGCCCGUUUCUCAGAGCACCCCAGUGCUUACCCCUGGCUCCCUUCCUGUCCCAUCGCAGCCUGAAUUCUCACAUGACAUUUUCAUUCCAUCACCAAGUUUGGAAGAACAGUCAAAUGAUGGGAAGAAAGGUGGAGACUUGCAUGAUUCAUCUUUGACUGUUGAGUGUUCUAAAACUUCAGAGAUUGAACCAAAGAAUUCCAGGGAGGAUCUUGGACUCUCUUUGACAGGGGAUUCUUGCAAGUUGAUUCUUUCUACAAGUGAGUACAGUCAGUCCUCAAAGAUGGAGAGCUUGAGUUCUCACAGGAUUGAUGAAGAUGGAGAAGAUUCCCAGGUUGAGGAUACUGAACCCUUGUCUCCAGUUCUCAGUUCUAAACUUGUUCCUGCAGAAAGUGACAGUAUCCCGAUGAAUCCAGCACCAGAUGGUCAAGUAGAACUGAGCCAGAUUGAUGACAAAACAAAAGGAGAUGACACAGAGAACAGGGAUGACCUCAGUAUUUUAGCCACUGGUUUCAAGGGCACAGAAGAAACUGUAGCAGAAGACAUUUGUAUUGAUCUCACCUGUGACUCAGGGAGUCAGGCAGUUCCUUCUCCAGCUACUCGGACUGAGACCCUUUCUAGUGUCUUAGAUCAGGAGGAAGCUAUGGAAGUUACAGAGCACCAUCCAGAGGAGGGAUCUUCAGGGAGUGAGGUAGAAGAAAUCCCGGAGACUCCUUGUGAGAGUCAUGGAGAGGAGCCUAAAGAAGAGACUAUAGAGAGUGUCCCGUUUCACCUUUCUUUGACUGAAACUCAGUCCCAAGUGUUGUGUCUUCAAAAGGAAAUCCACAAACGAGAAUGCCCAGAAGCUAUGGAAGUUGAAACCAGUGUGAUUAGUAUUGAUUCCCCCCAGAAACUGCCCGUACUUGACCAAGAAUUAGAACACAAGGAUCAGGAAGCUUGGGAGGAAGCUACUUCAGAGGAUUCAAGUGUUGUCAUUGUAGAUGUGAAGGAACCGUCUCCCAGAGUUGACGUUUCUUACGAACCUUUCGAGGGAGUGGAGAAAUGCUCAGAUUCCCAGUCCUGGGAGGAUGUUGCUCCAGAAAUAGAACCAUGUGCUGAGAAUAGACUAGAACCCCAGGAAGAGAAGAAUAUAGAAUAUGAUGGAGAUCGGAAAUCAGUGACUACAGAAAAGGAACCUGUAGGGGAAGACUCUGCACAGCCUCCCUUGCCGUUAGUGAGAGAUGAUGAGCCUCCCAGGCCUGACCGGGAGAUGCAGCAGCCCCAGCUUCAAGAGCAAACAGACAGUUCAUUAGCAGAAGACUCCAGAAUGGCUAAUGCAAAGCAGCUGGGCCCAGGCAGAGAGGCAGGGCAGCUGGAGAAGGCCCCUGCUCAUGCCUCGCAGAGCUUCUGUGAAAGUUCUAGUGAAACCCCAUUUCAUUUCACUUUGCCUAAAGAAGGUGAUAUAAUCCCACCAUUGACUGGCGCAACCCCACCUCUUAUUGGGCACCUAAAAUUGGAGCCCAAGAGACAUAGUACUCCUAUUGUGCUGGGAGGUAACAGUCAUGCCGCCUGGAGUCUCCUGCUACCUAAGCCUGAUGCUGGCAGAUGUGGGUUGGCUGAGGGCUCAUGCAGCAUCCUUUGUCCAGAUGCAGAAGUGGAUCUGAAUCCUGUUGCUCCUCUAAGACCAGGCAUUAGCAACUAUCCAGAAAGCACCAUAGCAACCAGUGUUGUCAUGUCUGAAAGCAUGGUAGAAACCAACGAUGCCAUACAUGGGAGUGAAAAAGGGGAUUCUGGGGCUGCCCCAGAAGUGGAUGAGAAACUGUGUCUAAGAAUGAAAUUGGUCAGCCCUGAAACAGAGGCCAGUGAAGAGUCUUUGCAAUUUAGCCUGGAAAGUGAGGAGACUGAGACUCAAAGUGACAACAUAGUUUACACUCAGGUUGGACUCCUGAGUGUGGGGCCAGAGCCUGCAACCGGGGAGAGAAAUGGUUCUACUGCUGUUGCCGAGGCUGUUGCCAGUCCCCAGAAGACUGUGUCUGUGUUUAGCUGUAUCUGUGAAGUCCGACAAGAAGAGAUGGCUCAAGGUGAGGAUCUCCCCUCUGCCUCCGUCAGAGGGAACUUGCUUCAUUAUCCAAGUACUCAAGAAGAAGAGAAGAAAGCAAAAUUAGAGGGUGACCACAGGAUCAGGCAGAGUGAACAACCCGUGAAGACAGUUAGUCUUCUCGAGGACCCCGAGUCUCCUGCCUCCCAGCAGACAGUCUCACAGGGCCUGUCCAGCCCACGAGGAGAAGUGACAGAGACAGACACGCAGGAAGGCCAGCAAGAAGAACGGGAUGCCCAUCAGGAAGAGCCCAGUAAGGCCACGAUUGAAAGGCCCACCCAAAACAACAUUGGAAUCCAGACCCUGGAGCAUUCCCUCUGGGUCCCAGAAACUAUUUCUGCAGCAACCCAGACUGUCAAGAAUGUAUGUGAGCAGGGCACCAGCACAGUAGACCAGAGCUCGGGGAAGCAAGAUGCCAUGGUGCAGACUGAAAGGGCCAGUGAUGAGAAGCCUGUUGGUGCCCCUGGGGAUGACACAGAGUCACUCCACAGCCAGGGAGAGGAGGAGUUUGAUAUGCCUCAGCCUCCACAGGGCCACGUCUUGCAUCGCCACACGAGAACAAUCCGUGAGGUCCGCACACUUGUCACCCGUGUCAUAACAGACGUGUACUACGUGGACGGCACAGAAGUGGAGCGGAAAGUCACUGAGGAGACUGAAGAGCCAAUUGUGGAGUGUCAGGAGUGUGAGACUGAAGUGUCCCCUUCACGGACGGGGGGCUCCUCAGGUGAUCUGGGGGACGUCAGCUCCUUCUCUUCCAAGGCAUCCAGCUUGCACCGCACGUCAAGUGGGACGAGCCUCUCGGCCUUGCACAGCAGUGGCAGCUCAGGGCGAGGAGCCGGGCCACUCAAAGGGAAAAGCAGCGGGACAGAACCCACAGAUUUCGCUUUACCCAGCACCCGAGGAGGCCCAGGAAAACUGAGUCCUAGGAAAGGAAUCAGUCAGACAGGGGCACCACUGUGUGAGGAGGAUGGCGAUCCAGGCCUUGGCGUCAGACAGGGCGGGAAGGCUCCAGGCACACCUCGAGGGCGCGGGCGAAGGGGCCGUCCGCCUUCUCGGACUACUGGAACCAGAGAAGCAGUUGUACCUGGCCCAUUGGGCAUAGAAGACAUUUCACCCAGCGUGUCACCAGAUGACAAGUCCUUUGCCCGAAUUUUGCCCCGCAUACCAGACACUACUAGAAGAGCAGAUGUGGGUGCUGGUGCUGUGCAUCGUAGCGACUCUCCAGAGAUACCUUUCCAGGCUGCUGCUGGCUCGGACGGCUUAGAUGCCUCCUCUCCAGGGAACAGCUUUGUAGGGCUCCGUGUUGUAGCCAAAUGGUCAUCCAAUGGUUAUUUUUACUCUGGGAAAAUCACACGAGAUGUGGGAGCUGGGAAGUACAAAUUGCUUUUUGACGAUGGGUAUGAGUGUGACGUGCUGGGCAAAGACAUUCUCCUGUGCGACCCCAUCCCUCUGGACACUGAGGUGACUGCGCUCUCGGAGGACGAGUAUUUCAGUGCAGGAGUGGUGAAAGGGCAUAGGAAGGAGUCUGGGGAGCUAUACUACAGCAUUGAGAAGGAAGGCCAAAGGAAGUGGUACAAACGAAUGGCGGUCAUCCUGUCUUUGGAGCAAGGAAACAGACUGAGAGAGCAGUAUGGGCUUGGUCCAUACGAGGCGGUGACGCCUCUCACAAAGGCGGCAGACAUCAGCUUAGACAAUUUGGUGGAAGGUAAGCGGAAGCGGCGCAGUAACGUCAGCUCCCCAGCCACUCCUACUGCCUCCAGCAGCAGCAGCACGACGCCCACCCGGAAGAUCAUGGAAAGUCCUCGGGCCUCUGUGGGAGUUCCCUCAGGCAAAAGAAAACUGAUCACCUCCGAAGAGGACCGGUCCCCUGCCAAGAGAGGGCGAAAGUCUGCCCCUGUGAAGCCUGGUGCGGUUGGGGCAGGAGAAUUUGUGAGCCCCUGUGAGAGCGGAGACAACACAGCUGACCCCUCUGUCCUGGAAGAGCAGAGGGGGCCUUUGCCUCUCAACAAGACUUUGUUUCUGGGUUAUGCCUUUCUCCUCACCAUGGCCACAACAAGCGACAAGUUGGCCAGCCGCUCCAAACUACCAGAUCUCCCUACUGGAAGCAGUGAGGAAGAGGAAGCUUCAGCCUCAUCUGUACCUUCUCCUUCACCCUCAAGACCAGAAGUCACGGUGCUCAGUGUCCUGAGGUCCUUCAAGACCAGCAAAGAAUUUUUAGAAAUUCCUCCUUUCAACAAGCAGUACACGGAAUCCCAGCUUCGAGCAGGAGCUGGCUAUAUCCUUGAAGAUUUCAAUGAAGCCCAGUGUAACACGGCCUACCAGUGUCUCCUAAUUGCUGAUCAGCAUUGUCGAACCCGGAAGUACUUCCUGUGCCUUGCCAGUGGGAUUCCUUGUGUGUCUCAUGUCUGGGUCCAUGACAGUUGCCAUGCUAACCAGCUCCAAAACUACCGUAAUUAUCUAUUGCCAGCUGGAUACAGCCUUGAGGAGCAGAGAAUUCUGGAUUGGCAACCCCGGGAAAACCCUUUUCAGAAUCUGAAGGUGCUCUUAGUGUCAGAUCAGCAGCAGAACUUCCUGGAGCUCUGGUCUGAGAUCCUCAUGACCGGAGGCGCAGCCUCUGUGAAGCAGCACCAUUCGAGUGCCCAUAACAAAGAUAUUGCUCUAGGGGUGUUUGACGUGGUAGUGACAGACCCCUCGUGCCCAGCCUCCGUGCUGAAGUGUGCUGAAGCACUGCAGCUGCCUGUGGUGUCACAAGAGUGGGUAAUCCAGUGCCUCAUUGUUGGCGAGAGAAUUGGAUUCAAGCAGCAUCCAAAAUACAAACACAAUUAUGUUUCUCACUAAAGAUAUUUGGUCUUUCUGGUUUUAUUCCCUACUAUUGUGGAGAUUGUGUUUUAACCAGGUUUUAAAUGUGUCUUGUGUGUAACUGGAUUCUUUGCAUGGAUCUUGUAUAUAGUUUUAUUUGCUGGACUUUUAUGAUAAAAUAAAUGUUGAAUCUCUUUGGUUGUA
Molecule: messenger RNA, 6472 nt
Organism: Heterocephalus glaber (naked mole-rat)
Lineage: Eukaryota; Metazoa; Chordata; Mammalia; Rodentia; Bathyergidae
Gene: Tp53bp1
Product: tumor protein p53 binding protein 1
Biological process (GO): DNA damage checkpoint signaling; positive regulation of transcription by RNA polymerase II
Cellular component (GO): nucleus
Molecular function (GO): histone binding
Source: RefSeq, a predicted model, not a curated record